CUGGUCAUCAAUUUUCUGCUUAUGCAAAAGAGUUAGACAAUUUAUUCACUCAGCAACUCAUGAAAAUGCCUGGUGUUAAAGAGGAGAUACCGCAAAAAUCUGUUGCAGAACCUUCUAGCAAGGGAACAAAGACAUGUAAACCUGUUGUAGAAUCACCUGCGGCAAAACCUGCAAUAUCUGAUGUCAAACGUCCUAAAAGGACUAUCAAGGCACCUGCAAAAGAUUUACCUGAUGUACCUGCUGCUCGUCGUAAAAAAAUUAAAAAGAACACUGAUGUCGCAUUUUGCCGUGAAGUUAUUAGGGAAUUGCGAAAACGAAUUCAUUGGCAUUACGCAUAUCCAUUUUAUGAACCAGUUGAUGCUGCAAAAUUAGGUGUUCCAGAUUAUUAUAAAAUUAUCACACGUCCGAUGGAUCUUUCUACUAUCAACACUAAGCUGGAAAAUGAUCAUUAUGUAAACGCUGAUGAGUUUGAAGCAGAUAUUCGUCUCAUGUUUCAAAAUUGUUAUACCUAUAAUGGGCCUGGGAGUGAUGUGUAUAAUAUGGGUAAAGAAUUAGAAAAAGUUUUUGACAAAAAGUGGGCAGAGAGACCUAAGGUUCAGGCUC
Racocetra persica is the source of this 603-nucleotide messenger RNA. The record is from the annotation of a GenBank genome assembly. Lineage: Eukaryota; Fungi; Glomeromycota; Glomeromycetes; Diversisporales; Gigasporaceae.